AUGAGUGACGACAUAGCUCUCAAUUUAAGGCAAGUUGCUGGGACAUCAUACAUGCAUUUUGGUGGUCCAAAUUUGCAACAAUACGUACUCUAUGAGAUAGAAUUGCUUCUUAAUUCAAACACAAGCUCCCGCUCGCUCGUAGAUUUUGGUCUUCCAAUGCCUCCUGUCACCAUGGUCACAGCGCUUAGAAAUUGGUUGCUUAUGGAAGAAAAGUGCUAUGAUCUUGAGGCACUAGCUGCCCAAAAUUUUACAAUGUUACGUGGUCUAAAUCUUCGGCAGCGAAAAAUAUAUGACAUGGUCCUUAAAUCAGUAAAUGAUGACGUACAAGAAAUUAUAUUUGUGUAUGGCCAUGGGGGUACAGGCAAAACGUAUCUUUGGACGACCAUUAUUGCUGCACUUAGGUCGACUGGAAAGAUUGUUUUAGCAGUAGCAGCAUCUGGAAUUGCCUCAUUAUUAUUGCUAUCAGGAAGAACAGCCCACUCUCGAUUCAAAAUCCCAUUGGAUUUAACUGAUGACUCUUUAUGCUACAUAAAAAAACACACGCAACUUGCACAAGUACUCAUGGAAAGAUCCCUUAUAAUUUGGGACGAGGCGCCAAUGAGCGAUCGUCGGUGCUUCGAAUCUUUAGAUAAAAGUCUCGGAGAUGUUCUUGGAAACCAAGAUAAACCAUUUGGUGGAAAAACAGUACUACUGGGAGGAGACUUCAGACAAAUACUUCCGGUUAAACCAAAAGCUUCAAAAGCAGAAAUCAUAGCAUCAUCACUACCCAGGUCUUAUUUCUGGGACAAAUUCAGGGUUCACAGGCUCACGAAGAACAUGCGCCUAUCACAAUCCAAUGCAACUAUCACUGAAAAAGUAGUUAUAGCAUCCUUCUCCAAAUGGCUACUUGAUGUUGGGGAUAACAAGACAGGUGCAGUUGACAAAGAAUCACUGUCAGACUCAAAAUUCAUUGAUAUACCUGCACAAUAUGUUAUCCAAUCCGGAGAGACGGACUAUGAGAGUUAA
Molecule: messenger RNA, 1005 nt
Organism: Helianthus annuus (common sunflower)
Lineage: Eukaryota; Viridiplantae; Streptophyta; Magnoliopsida; Asterales; Asteraceae
Exons: 1
Coding region: 1-1005 (334 amino acids)
Biological process (GO): DNA repair; telomere maintenance
Molecular function (GO): DNA helicase activity
Source: RefSeq, a predicted model, not a curated record